This is a messenger RNA of Durusdinium trenchii, 2484 nucleotides long. Lineage: Eukaryota; Dinophyceae; Suessiales; Symbiodiniaceae. The record is from the annotation of a GenBank genome assembly.
AUGGGCAACAAUUGCUGUAGCAACGACAAUGCCGAGGGCACUGAGGUGGGACUCUUGAUGGGAGGGGUCAAACUGGAGGUGGAAAAGCGCCUUGGCACUCAACUCGCGACUUCAUCCUUCAGACCAGCUGGAGCUGUCAUUGUGGAUGAUGCCUACUCCGAGAGCAGCCGGCUAUGCACACAUCAAGACGGCUCAUCGGUACACAUGCUCAAUGCUGCUGAGCCCCGGGCGGUGAACUUGAUCCCUCUCCUGGUUCCAAACGACGCUCCAGUCGCGUUCCUUUACAACGUGCAGCUACGAAUUCCAUCCUCUCCCACAGCCCAAGUGAAGAAUGGCGAGAUUGUUUGGGACCCGUCCUUCAAGUCCGCCAACAGCUCGCUCAGCUCCAACGGUAUCAAUGUUUUGGUAAUGAACAUCACCGAGAAGGAAAAGUCCUACAGCUUUUCAGGUCGACUCAUUUGCACGCUUCGAAAUCAAUCGACAGACUCCAGACGCACGGGUGACGCCACGCCGUCGGACUGGGUGGCAGGAGAAGUGAAUUUGAACGUGGACGAGAAGGAAGCGGGGGAGGCCGGGAAGGUCACGGGACUUGGAUGGACCUGGGUGCCACCGUUUUGUGCCCCACUGGAAAGGCCUUUGGUUCGCCCUGAGAGUAUUGGUGGCAAUGAGGCUGCAGCUACGGCCAACGCCAUCAAGACGGAGUGCCAACGGGAACUCGAUGAGGCCUUGCCGGAGUACUACAACGCCAUCAAGGCAUUGGACUCCUUGGACAAGAAAGAUAUUCAAGAGGUGAAGUCUUUCGCCAAACCACCCCCUUUGGUGGAAGUGGUCCUGAGCGCCGUUUGCCUCUUGAUGAACCGCAAGGAGACCUGGGACGAGGCCAAAAAGGUGAUGAACGACACAGGCUUUUUACAAAGCCUCAAGGAGUACGACAAGGACGCUCUGGCCAGCAAUGUCAAGCUGACGCAAAAGCUCCAGAAGUACGUGAAGCGCGAGGACUUCCAGCCCGACCAGGUGAAGAAAGUCUCCACAGCCGCUAUGUCGUUGUGCAUGUGGGUGCGAGCGAUGGACGUGUACGCCCGUGUGGCUCGGUCCAUCGAGCCAAAGAAAGAGAAACUGAAAGAAGCAGAGGACGCCAAUGCUGCAGCAGAGAACAAGUUGAUGGCGAAGAAGAAGGAAUUGAAGGCUGUCCAAGACAACGUGGCUGGACUUCAGAUGCAGCUGGCGCGAGCGAGGAGUAAGGCGGAGAAGUUGGAGCAAGACGCCGAAACCUGCAAGGUGCAACUGGGCCGGGCCGAAAAGCUUUUGGCUGGAUUGGGGAAUGAGUCGGUGCGCUGGGAUGCUGCCAGCAAGAUCUUGGAGAAAAACAUCAAGUUCGUCAUGGGGGACAUUGCCUUGGCCGCGGGCUUCAUCGCGUACGCCGGGCCCUUCACCGCGGAGUUCCGCGCGAGGUUGAUCAGCCAUUGGUUAGCGAAGGCCAAGGAGGUGAAUCUGACAGCGGAUCCUGGUUGGAAGUGUGCAGACACGCUGUGCGACCCGGCAGAGAUCCGUGAGUGGAACAUCAAGUCUUUGCCCUCGGAUGACCUCUCGGUGGAGAAUGGGCUCCUGGUGACGCGCGGUCGCCGGUGGCCGUUGAUGAUCGAUCCGCAGGGGCAAGGAAAUCGUUGGAUCCGGAACAUGAAGAAGGACAGCGGCUUGGGCAUCAUCAAACUCUCAACGCCCAACUUCCUGCGGACCGUGGAGAACUGCAUCCGCGAAGGGAACGCGGUCUUGUUGGAGAACGUUGAGGAAGUCUUGGAUCCCUCGUUGGAACCGGUGCUCCUGAAACAGGUCUUCAAGAAGGGUGGCCAGUGGUUGCUCCGGCUUGGAAGUGAAGAUGUGCCUUACCAUGAUGACUUCCGUUUCUUCGUGACCACCAAGAUGGCCAACCCGCAUUACCUGCCGGAGAUUUGCAUUAAGGUGACCGUGAUCAAUUUCACCGUGACGCUUUUGGGCUUGGAGGACCAGUUGGUGGCAGACGUGGUGAAGAACGAACGGCCCGAUUUGGCCGAGCUCCGUGCGAAUUUGGUCGUCCAGAUCGCUGCAGACAAGGCCGAGAUGGACCGCCUGGAGCAGUUGAUCUUGAAGCUCUUGAGCGAGGCGGGCGACGACUUGUUGGCGGAUGACACGCUGAUUGUGACGUUGGAUCAGUCCAAGCAGACUGGAGACAGCUGCAAGGAGCGCAUGGCUUCGGCCGAAGAGUCCAUGAAGGAGAUCGACGAGGUCACGGAGAUCUUAAGACCCUGCGCCACAAGGGCCUCGAUCAUCUACUUUGUGGUGGCGGACCUGGCCAACAUCGAUCCCAUGUACCAAUAUUCGCUUCAGUUCUUUGCAAGCCUCUUCGAGCAGCGCCUGGCGGCCUCCAGAACCUCCGAAGAUAUGCAAGAGUGGGGGGAUCCCAGUCGGAGUUUUUCUUAUAGCGACGUCAAUAGCGUGAGUGGGUAG